Mytilinidion resinicola is the source of this 567-nucleotide messenger RNA. RefSeq lists its product as uncharacterized. The coding region runs from base 1 to 567 and encodes 188 amino acids. The transcript is spliced from 2 exons. NCBI's taxonomy places the organism in Eukaryota, Fungi, Ascomycota, Dothideomycetes, Mytilinidiales, Mytilinidiaceae. The record is from RefSeq and is a predicted model, not a curated record.
AUGAAGACUGUCCAUUUCUCUUCCCAAAUACUAUUCCAGCUGUCACUAGCUAUCUUGACUCUUAUCCUUCCUGCUCAAGCAUUGAAGCGUACAGUUGGACCAGCAGAUGAUCCUCGAUUCCAGAAUGCGUCGCGUAUUUGCGAUGGUAGCGACCCGAAGAUGUUCCAAUUUGGGACUUGUUCCGUUCUUAUUUCUUGCAUAUUCAACAAUCUCGAUGAAGCAUUCAAGGCCAGCUUAGGCACUGGGACUAGUAUUGCAGCGCUUUUACCAACAAUCUUGGCUUUGAUAGGCUCACCACCUCUCGAGCUUGUCCAGCUUGCUCUAGUUUCACCACACCGUGCUCUUGCAACCUGCUGCUUUACCAUUGGCCUCCCCAGCGGUUUAUUCCGUCAAUUACGACCUCUUCACACGCAGCUUUCGAAUCCGAAUCCGCGGGAACCUCGGGUUAGAGAAUGGACAAUACCCUUGCCAUCUCUUAGUGACAAGGAGUGGCAUAAUAUCAUUGCAAAGAUUGCUAUUGAUGCGUUGAUUAUGACUCUUGCAAGCAUUAUGCUAUGGCGCAACUGA